GUCCCCCGUCGGGCGAUUCCUGGCGCCACCCCUGUACUUGCACAGACGCUCCGAUUUCGGAAUAACUUCAAUUCUGAUCUCAUUAUUUUGAAUUUUUGCAGCUUCGGCGCUCCAUAAUGAUGUCAUGUGUCAUAUCAAAUUGUUUUUCACCAACUCAGGCCUAGCUAGGCCUAACUAUGGAAAGCAUUUCCGAAUGUCAUUUUUUACAAAUUAUAAGGUGAAAAACAACACUAUAAAAUAAAGAGCAGUGCAGAACUUUACAGUGGUAUUUGGAUAUUUCAUGAUGAGUUUAACAAGUGGAUUAACACGUCCUCGUCGUUUGGUACUAGGUGUUAUUGUUCUUCUGCUUGUUGACAUUAUCUGGGUUUUAUCUGCAGAACUUACAGGAUAUACCUUCAAGGAAUUCAACAAGCCAUUUUUCACAACCUAUGUGAAGACUUCGAUGUUUAUGCUGUACAUGCUAGGGUUUUUGUUUUGGAAACCAUGGCAGAAGCAGUGUAUGGAGUGCAUGCACAAAGCAAACAAGCCUCAUAGUAUAAUUGUUAAUGGAGAGAACUCAUCUACUGAAGAAGAUUCCUCUGAGGAUAAUACAUUGAGUGAACCCUUGUACGUUCCUGUCAAGUUUGAUGAUUCUGACAAGCUUAGUAGUAGAAGCGAUAGUUUUAGCGAAUCUUGUGAUCCAUCAAAACAUGUGCGAUUUAGUAAUAUAAUGGAAGUGCGUCAGUUAUCAGAAAAAGAGGCACAUGAAGCGGCCUUGGCGCGGUUGUCAUACAGUGCUAGUUUGCGUGCACAGCAGGAUCAACAGGCCCAACUUAACAGUAAAUUAAGUGUACCUCAAGUUGCCAAAGUCAGUUUUAUGUUUUGUUUGGUGUGGUUUCUGGGAAAUUUAUCAUACCAAGAGGCCAUCGAUGAUACACAGGUAGCAGUUGUACAGGUGUUUUCAUCAACUUCAGGUUUGUUCACCUUGGUACUUGCUGCCAUUUUUCCAAGUUCUAAUGGUGAUAGAUUCACACUCUCGAAAUUAGUUGCAGUUUUAGUAAGUCUUGGCGGGAUUACAUUAAUAAGCCUUUCAGGUACCAACAGUCAAGAUCACUUUAAAUUGGGUUCACUGUGGGCUUUACUUGGUGCUGUCCUUUAUGCCAUCUACAUGGUCAUGUUGAAGAAAAAAGUUGAUAAUGAAGAUAGGCUUGAUAUCCCAAUGUUUUUUGGAUUUGUUGGUCUUUUUAAUUUUCUGAUAAUCUGGCCGGGAUUUUUUAUUAUGAAUAAUUUCCACCUUGAACUAUUUGAGCUGCCUACAAAAAAGGUUUGGUGCUACAUUGUUGUCAACGGUUUAGUAGGAACAGUUUUAUCAGAAUUUCUUUGGCUGUGGGGCUGUUUUCUGACGUCUUCUCUCAUCGCUACGCUCUCAUUAAGUCUAACAAUCCCGCUAUCAGUUAUCGCUGACAUAUUCCUAAAUAAUGUUAAAUUUACGUGGAUGUUCUUUGCUGGUGCUGGUCCUGUAUUCCUGUCCUUCAUAGCAGUCAGCAUUUUAAAUCAUUACAAUGACUGGGAUCCCAUUCGGGUGGCAGCCUGCAAACUCCUCAACUGUAUCAAAUCGCUAGUCAGUGCAAUAUUCAAAAAACGAUCUCAAACAAGAUUACCUGAAGACCAGGAACAGACAGAAAGUUUAAUAUCCAUGCAUGAUAUUGAGAGUGACAGUGAUUCACUCAAAUGCUGUGGCAAUUGAAUAUCUACGACAUAAAUGAUUUAAAAUACAAGACAGUUUGAAUGUCAAAGUUCAUGAAAAGAACUCCGCAAAGUGAUAGUACUUUAUAUAAGCAUUUUUAUUUCUGAGAUUCCUGAAGCAAAAUUUUAUGUUAAUGUGAAACAUGUACCCUGACAGGAAGCUCGGAAAGUCUUCGAUGGAAUCUAUCAAGCCUCUCAGAUGAGCUCCGGCAAAGGUUCCUGUGACCAACAUGAAAAUAAAAGCAAUCACUUUCAAGAAAAUGUGUCGUUGUGGCCGAGGAACAUUUUGAGAGAGAAGAAUAUGUUGAUAACCAGUGACUUAUAUUUUUAUAUUCCUUCUGUUUUCUACAAGAAAUCUUCAGAUGAGCAUUGUAUAUUAUCUGGCCUUCAUGAUUUUUCAUAUUGGAACAAAAAAAAAAGAUGUUGCAAAUUAAUUUGAAUCUUAAUUACCAUUACGCUAAUUAUGAAAGUGUACAUUAAACGUACUGAUUGUGUGGUCUACUAGUUUUAAAUUUGUUUCAUGUUUGAACCACUUGAAGACAAAUGCUCAUCAAAGGUCAGUAAGUCUACCAAUCAUUUCAUUGAUAGUCUUACAUAGACAUGUAAUGCAGUAUAGUACUUUUGCAAUCUUGAUGAAAAUUAUAUUGUAUUUAUGAUACUUUUGGUUUCAUGGCACUAAAAAAUAUUCUGAUUUCUCUCAUUUCGUGACAGAUUCAAUUUGUUGCAUUAUGUUACCUAUGUUAAUAUGCAAAUUUUAAAUUGCGAAAUAAUGUAUUCUUUUCUACAUGAAAACUAAUGGUUAAUCAUUCUCAUUACAGGCAUAUAAGCUGUUAUAGAUAUGAAUGGUAAAUUUUGAAUUGAUGUACACAUAUUCAUAAUUAAUUUUGCAAGGUUUUCCCUUUUGAAUCAUGGUUAAUUUAAUAGUGGUUGAUGAGUUUAGUAUUAUUGUCUUUCUUGACUGAUUAAUACAGCUUGCAAGUAAAUUAUCAAACAGACUAUGGCUCUGUUAUUUUGAAUAUAAAUUUAUGUUUCAAAGUAUAAAUUUCAAGUGACAAAUCCUAACCACCUAGAUAUAUGUGACUACCCAAUUUAUUGAACUAUUCAAAUUUGAAUAUGAAACAGUUUUAGUAUUUUCUUUAUCUGAAGCCUUGGAUAUCUGAUCUUUCUAUUUUUUAUUUUUUUAUUUAAUAUAUAAAUAUAUGUUUUCAAUCAAAUUAAAGUGGAUGCUUGAUUUUGUAUUAUGCAUUUAAUAAUCAUUUCAAGACCAGGACUAUUUAAAAUAAUGAUGAUUUGACUACCAUAAUUUUUUUAAUGCUGAAAUAUAUACUUUCAAUUUAAACACAGAUUAUUUUAUAUAGGGUUCUACUGUAUUGUUGGAAGUUGAUGUAAUGGAAUGACAUUUGCUAUAUCAUUCCAGUGAGAGUAAAAUUUAGCAAUAAGUAUAGUUAUUUUCCAUACACUUGGAAAACUAAUCCGUGAAAUAUAGAUUAGUGCAAAAGAACAAAUUUUUUGAUUCAAUAUCACUCCCAAAUGUAUCAAAUUUCCGAUUGGCAUAUAGAAAACAACUAUACUAAUUCUUAUUCUGUUGGUAUAUACAAAAUAUAUAGUAUUAUAUAAGAUCUACCAGUAUCCUAAAAGAAACAAAGGAAAACAGCCAAGAGACAAAGAGUAGGCAGUAGAAGAGUCCAUGUCACUGCUCUUUUCUCUUAACCCUUUAAAGGCAAUACAUAAGUUAAUAGUGAGUUUUUGAUUUGUGACGACAUAGAACGGUAGAACAUAAUGACACCAUGUUAAUUUAACUGCGCAUGUCUGAACGUUGUGUGUUAGGUUCUCUCCUAAAAUCUGGGCCGAAUCAACAUUGAGGACUGUACUGUAUUGAAUAUUGGUACAUCAAUCUGUGUUUGUGACAUCUCCAAAAACCCGGCGUAAGACAUCAAAAUUUAUUUAAAGUAGAAGUCAUGAUGAGUUGUACUUUCUCAUUGUACAUUGUCAAUUGAGAGCUCCCUAAUAUGAUAAAAGCAUAUUUUUUGCUGUUUGUGGGAUAUCCAUGGCCAGCUGAAUUCAAGGAGAAAAUUAAUACAGUAGUAAAAACAUGCAAUGUAUUUGUGGACGAUUGAUUAGUUUUUCAAGAGAUUUUUGCUUCUUCACAGGAGGGCGGAGAAUCGUGCCUGGUUCCAGAAGACUCCUGCUACUCACAGGAAACUUGGGAACCCAGGUGUCACCCGCUAACACUGUAUCCAGUUUAUUUCUUUGAGAAUCUAAUAUACUAAGUUGCUACCAUUCCAAAUUUAUCAGCAUUAUAAUUGUGAUGUUCGCAGGGACGGUAGACAAAUUGAGGAGUCAAGUGAUGCGAAGAUAGAUUUACAAAGUAUAUUAAAUUAUAGUGUAAUAUAAAAUGUUUUUAUCUAAAAUAUAUUUCCCUUUUACUGUAUAUUAAAGCCUACAUUAUAUCCAACCACAUAAAAAUCAUCCUUCUGAGUUCCAAAUAAAUGGAAUGCUAUUUCCAUUCUCUCAAUUUUCUGUUUUGUAGUGAUUUCUGUUAGAACCAAAAAGAAAGAAAUGUAUAACCUAACAGACCUUUGCUUAGUCCUUGAAGAAGGGAGACUUCACAUCAUCACUGUUAAUAUUGAGUUAAGAUGUUAGGAAAAUAUUUCUACCUCAGUUUUUGUUUUUUAUGAAACUACUAUACAUGUGAGAGGGUUUACAGUGGGAGAAUAUUUCUGUAUGUGGAAUUCAUUACGAGUGUGAGUGCAUAUACUUUUCAAAUAUUAUGAAAUUGAAGGUGAUUAUAUAUAUAUAUAUAGAUAUAUAUACACAUAUAUAUAUAUACACACAUAUAUAUAUAUAUACACAUAUACUUGUAGCAGACGUAUCUCGCUCAGUAGGUGUUUUCUCUAUUAAGUAAUUAUCAAUACCUUCAAAAGUUUAUAAAGAUAUUCCUUUUAACUCUACCUCUUUAUGUUUUAACAUGUAAUCAAGAAAACAAUAGCAAUUUUUUGAGUCUCAGUUUUUGAAAGUGUACAUCAGAUUCCAUCUGUUUGUUUAUUCAGUUUAUUUGAAAUAUACAGUAAACUACUGAAUUACAAAAAUGACUACAAUUUUACAUUUUAAGUCUGUGUAAGAUAAUGUUAACAUUUUUAUAGUACUUGAUUUAGGAUUAUUUUGGUUGAAAUAACACAUAUUUAUAUUUUUUGGAAAUUGUAAUUUUAAUAUUAGCAUUGGUAUUUGGUCUCUUAUAUUCACUUUGUGAUAAUUUUCCAAUGUAAUUUUGAUACACAUACACAAGUACAUGCAUUCCAUUUUCCACUGCACACCCCCACACUAUUCUAUUUUAGUAUACAACCAAAAAUAUGGUAAUCAAUAGGAAUGUUAGGGGAAGAGGAGCCAUGCGUGAAUACUAUUUACAACUGAAAUCAAGGUGUAGUCCUCUCUCUGUAUAUUCUGUUCAUCCAAACCAUGUCACCUUUGUGUUGUAGAUUAAAUACACAAAGUAUUAUUGUAUUUUAUAGUAUGUCCAGUGGUUUGGCUGUAACUUGGUGGAGGUGCUUGUCUUACAGUCCCAGAGUAAUGGGUUCAAAUUCUGUCCACUAGUAAAUUUUCUGACGAUUAGAAAAUCUCCAUAUUUAAUGUAACUGACACCCUUAUCCUCUUUCUCUCAGUGUCUUUGACAUAGGAUUUCCUCUCCCACUUUGUCUUGAACCAAGUGUGCCAGAUCAAAAUUUUAUAUAUUUUGUUGCUCAUUGAGUGUCUUUUUAGAUUACAUAAAUUUGUUCAGCCAGCAUAAAUAUGUAUACUGUAAAUAAUAUUCUUAUUUAUUUUUUACUUUGUAUACAUGUAGUAUUGAUAAUUGUCUUACCUAUCUGUUUCGCGUCAUUUGGCGCAUAAUGCCCAAUUAGUAAUUGCAGAUAAACAAUAUAACAAUUGCCUUUAUUUUGUACAGUAUAAUAUAAUUAUUCAAGCAUAUAUCUGUUUGUACAAUAAUUAUGUAAUGUUCCUAAUUGGAAGAAAUAAAGUCAUAAUAAAUUAG
Anneissia japonica is the source of this 5752-nucleotide messenger RNA. RefSeq names its product solute carrier family 35 member F5-like. The transcript has 14 exons. The record is from RefSeq and is a predicted model, not a curated record. Gene Ontology annotation, biological process: regulation of peptide transport. Gene Ontology annotation, cellular component: membrane. NCBI's taxonomy places the organism in Eukaryota, Metazoa, Echinodermata, Crinoidea, Comatulida, Comatulidae. The coding region runs from base 281 to 1726 and encodes 481 amino acids.